Messenger RNA from Gavialis gangeticus (Gharial), 1538 nucleotides. RefSeq names its product enolase superfamily member 1 (gene ENOSF1). The transcript has 16 exons. The record is from RefSeq and is a predicted model, not a curated record. NCBI's taxonomy places the organism in Eukaryota, Metazoa, Chordata, Crocodylia, Gavialidae. Gene Ontology annotation, molecular function: magnesium ion binding; L-fuconate dehydratase activity. Gene Ontology annotation, biological process: amino acid catabolic process; carbohydrate catabolic process. The coding region runs from base 86 to 1426 and encodes 446 amino acids.
CGGAGCGGAGCGGGGCCUCCGGACUUGGAAGAGGCUUCCAGCGGCUACUUCCUAGUGCCUGUGGUCGGGGAGCUGCUGGGCCGGCAUGGUGCGGGGCCGGAUCACCGCGCUGGCUGUGAGCGACGUGCGCUUCCCCACCUCUCUGGGCCACCAUGGCUCCGAUGCUAUGCACCCGGACCCUGACUAUUCUGCUGCCUAUGUAGUAAUCGAAACCGAUGCGCAUGACGGACUCAAAGGUUAUGGCUUAACAUUUACAUUGGGUAAAGGCACAGAAGUUGUUGUUUGUGCUGUUAAUGCUCUCUCCACCCACGUGGUUCAUAAAGACAUGGAAGAAAUUGUCAGCAAUUUUAGAAAUUUCUACAGGCAACUCACCAGUGAUGGGCAGCUCCGAUGGAUUGGUCCAGAAAAAGGAGCUGUUCAUUUGGCAACAGCUGCUAUUCUGAAUGCCGUGUGGGAUCUGUGGGCUAAGCAGGAGGGAAAGCCUCUGUGGAAGCUACUAGUUGACAUGGAUCCCAAGCAGUUGUUAUCCUGCAUAGAUUUCAGGUAUAUCACCGAUGCGCUAACAGAAGAAGAAGCUUAUGAAAUACUCAUAAAUAGCCUACUUGGGAAAAAAGAAAGAGAAGAACAAAUGUUUACACAUGGAUAUCCUGCUUACACCACUUCAUGUGCUUGGCUGGGCUACUCAGACCAGCAGUUAAAACAGCUCUGCACCAAGGCAUUGAAGGAUGGCUGGGCAAGGUUCAAGGUAAAGGUUGGUGCAGAUCUGCAGGAUGACAUUCAUAGAUGCAGACUCAUAAGAGAAAUGAUUGGUCCUGACAAUAUAUUGAUGCUGGAUGCUAACCAACGAUGGGAAGUGAAGGAAGCAAUAGAGUGGGUGACUAAAUUAGCUGAAUUUAAACCAUUAUGGAUUGAGGAGCCAACUUCCCCUGAUGAUAUUCUGGGUCACGCAGCUAUUUCUAAGGCCUUAGCACCAUUAGGAAUUGGCGUGGCAACAGGAGAGCAAUGCCACAAUAAAGUGAUAUUUAAACAGCUCCUACAGGCUAAAGCCCUGAGCUAUCUCCAGAUUGACAGCUGCAGACUGGGAAGUGUGAAUGAAAACUUGGCUGUGUUGCUGAUGGCCAAAAAGUUUCAAAUUCCUGUGUGUCCUCACGCUGGGGGUGUCGGGCUCUGCGAGCUAGUACAGCACUUGAUACUAUUUGACUAUAUUGCAAUAUCUGGAAGUCUUGAAAACAGAAUGUGUGAAUAUGUUGAUCACCUGCAUGAACAUUUCAAAUAUCCUGUAAUAAUCAAAAAGGCUUGCUACAUGCCACCACAGGAUGCUGGAUAUUCUACUGAAAUGAAAGAAGAUUCUACAAGGAAAUACCAGUUUCCACAGGGAGAAGUUUGGCAGAAGCUCUUGUCUGGCCAUAAGAUAUAUCUGCAUUAAGUUUAACCAUGAAGGUUUUCAGGCUUAAAAUUAAAUUCCCCAAUGCAUGCUGCUAAUGCAGCAAGAUUCCAAAUGAAAGUGAACAGUUCUGUACAACUGGGGGGAAAGCCUU